Molecule: messenger RNA, 2287 nt
Organism: Amphimedon queenslandica
Lineage: Eukaryota; Metazoa; Porifera; Demospongiae; Haplosclerida; Niphatidae
Exons: 6
Coding region: 428-2182 (584 amino acids)
Source: RefSeq, a predicted model, not a curated record
AUUUCUACUAGCCACACCCCUUAAAUGACUCUUGAGACGCCAUGCCAGACUUGCAGAAGAUUUUCUGGAUAAAAUGAUAAAAGAGUCUGAUUUUAUCACCCUUUACGAAGCUAAACGAGAUAUUUUUAAUCGAUAUGACCGAAAUAGAAGUAAGAAUUGGGGUAAGCUGUCAGUGGUAGACUGUCAUGUAGCAGAGUUUUCAACUUUACAUUAAUUACAAAAAGGUUAUGUUUAUAAUAAGAAUUGUAGCUACUGAUUAAUUUUUGUGUUUUGUAGUGAUUAUUGACAAAAUUUUAACAGGCAUUUUGAAAAUUUAGAAUUUCUACUAGCCACACCCCUUAAAUGACAAAAAUUUUGAGAUUAGAAAAAUCAUAGAUGGAAAAAUUGACCUGUACCGCAAGUACCACAGGCAUAGCUGCGCUGCAUAAUGGCUUGCCGGGUAAAUGGUAUAGAGGAAGGAGGUGUACAAGUACAAGAUGUAGAGGAACAAGAGACCAUUCCAGAAUACACCAAUGAUGAGGUCAUAGCUUCAACUGAGAACUUACCUUCUUGCGAUGUGACAGUCUUUGGACUAAAACUGGGUUUGACACUAGCAGAAAUUAAAGUCAUAAAAGCUGAAACCAGUGACACCAGAUUGCAUGGCUUUCAGAUUUAUACUACCUGGAGGAAUAAGCGGGGAGUUCGUCUAACCAAGAAGGACCGUGAACUGUUGUCUGCAUUUUUUACUGGUACUAAACAUCGCCGUAGUGACUUCACCCAGAAUCGCAAUAGACCAGAAACUAUUGCUGGUCUUACAGAUUGUGCUGUUUACCCAAUGCUAGAGAGUUUAUUUGACAAUGGGCAGAACAGCAAUGUCGACGCUGCCAAGCUCAAAAAAUUUGGCUUGGCUCUAGGUCUGGAGAGUGCAAAUAUUGAUAGUAUCCUGAAUCGAAAUAAAGGAGAAUAUGAAGCAGUCAUUGCUCUAGCUAUUUUUACAGCAUGGAAGAGUAACAUACCUCCAAAUGAAGAUAAUGAUGCACUCAAGGCUCUAGAUGAUGCUUACCAGGCAGUUAUGCAAGAUGGUCUUAAGCAAAGGACAAAAACCACACCAAUUCCGCCAAAUUCUACGACAGAAAAGUUCACAACAUCACUACCAACAUAUCUUGGUAACACUGAAGAAGAAGAACCUCUUAUUAAACUUAACAAGAGUACUCGUAGAUCUAACAAAAGUACUAACAGGAGUAAUCGUAGAUCAAUAAAUUCCAAUCAAGUAGAUAUAGGUAUGGAUGAUGUCAAUCCUGAUCCUAAACCAUCAAGUUACAAAACUGCAGCCUGUAUUUCGUUUAUAUUCUGCUUGAUUGUUGCAGUUGCAAUAGAAGUUUCAUUGCUUACACUCGCUUUCAGCUACAAGCAAGAAGAAACAGUCACCAUAUUACCAGGAGACACAAUACGUCUCCCUCUCCCAGCAUAUGUACCUCCUUCACUUGAUAUAGUGCUAUGGGGUCAAGAAGACACUUGUAGUGCAGAAGUAUUGCUAGCAAAGUGUAGCAACAUUGAAACAAGGGAAGAAGUAUUAAGCUCUCUUCCUCAUAUUGAUUUUAAUUAUCUUGUUUCUCAUUCCAGUGUUACCAUUAGUGAAAGCGUCAUAAGACCGUAUGAAAUUUGGCUCUUUUCAGAAGAAGUUGAUGCUGAUUCUGCUGUUAAGGAACAGUUUCGUGGUCAUCAUUGUCCAUCUGCAACUGAUCAUGAAGCUCUCUGCGCUUUGCUAAAAGUAGGAGAAAAAGCAGUCACAAUAGAUGUUACUGAGUCUUCAUACUACUUCUUUCGCUGUGAUCAAUUCCCUUUCAAUUGCUCUCAAGUCAAUACGUGGGGCAUUAACAAAAUGGUCUAUGACUUUAAUGUACCUCCUGAUGACAUUAUUGACAGUGCAAUAGUACAUGUACAGAACAUCUCUUCCAGGAUUAGGAUAAGAUCCAGUUAUUUCUAUUCUGAAGGUUCUGUCAGUGAUCUAUGCUUGCUUGCACAGCUCAACACAACUGUGUGUGGAUCAGAUAACUUAAUAUACCGUAUGGACAUGACCUAUAGCUCGAUAUUCCAUGAAGUGUUGGUAUAUGCCACAAUACUGGUUGGUCUAAUCAUGACUGUCCUGCUAAUAGCCUGUCUCAUUUGGUGCUACAGGAAUAGAUGUAAGACAACUCAGUGAAUUUCAAGGAAACAUUAACUCCUUUCAAUGAAGUGUAAUGAUAAUUAUUUGUAAUAGUACAAUAGUAAUAAUAAUAACUGUUAUGUCUACAUGUGACUAUUAUUA